Molecule: messenger RNA, 2028 nt
Organism: Candoia aspera
Lineage: Eukaryota; Metazoa; Chordata; Lepidosauria; Squamata; Candoiidae
Gene: TAPT1
Product: transmembrane anterior posterior transformation 1
Exons: 15
Coding region: 32-1792 (586 amino acids)
Biological process (GO): positive regulation of cilium assembly
Cellular component (GO): endoplasmic reticulum membrane; ciliary basal body
Source: RefSeq, a predicted model, not a curated record
CGCCGGCGUCGCCGCCGUCGCGCGCGCGAAGAUGGCGGGCCUAGCCGAGGCUGCCCCUGGUGGCGGCGACGGCGGCGGCGGGCCUCGCCGGGGCGCCCCGCUGGAGCCCUCGCCGCUGCUGCUGCAGGCGGAGGGCGGGCAGCCGCGGCGGAGCAGCUUCGCCAGCGGCGGCGACGGGCGGCCGCCGCCGAGCACCGAGACGCUGGGCUUCUACGAGAGCGACCCGCACCGGCGGCAGCAGCACCGCGGGCCCUCGGAUCUCUCUCUACUGAGGUUUAUCAGCGCAGAGCUAACAAGGGGCUACUUCCUCGAACACAAUGAAGCCAAGUAUACGGAACGGAGGGAGAGAGUGUACACGUGCAUGCGGAUACCCAGAGAGUUGGAAAAGUUGAUGAUUUUUGGAAUCUUUUUGUGCCUGGAUGCUUUCCUUUAUGUAUUCACCCUCCUCCCGUUGAGAGUUUUUCUGGCAAUGUUGAGGUUCAUCACAUUGCCUUGCAGUGGCUUGCGCUGUCACCUAAGGAUGGGCCUAAGGAUGAGUGAUAGACGCCUGCUGCAGCCAGCCCAGGUGUGUGAUAUUUUCAAAGGCGUAAUACUUGUAAUUUGCUACUUCAUGAUGCACUAUGUUGACUAUUCCAUGAUGUACCACCUGAUUAGAGGACAAUCUGUGAUUAAACUCUACAUCAUCUAUAAUAUGCUUGAGGUAGCCGAUCGUUUGUUUUCAUCUUUUGGACAAGAUAUCUUGGAUGCUCUCUACUGGACUGCGACGGAGCCAAAGGAAAGGAAAGCGGCACACAUAGGGGUCAUCCCCCACUUCUUCAUGGCAGUGCUGUAUGUCUUCUUGCAUGCUAUCCUUAUUAUGGUCCAAGCAACAACACUCAAUGUAGCCUUCAACUCCCACAAUAAAUCACUUCUUACUAUCAUGAUGUCUAACAAUUUUGUGGAAAUAAAGGGAAGUGUUUUCAAGAAAUUUGAGAAGAACAACUUGUUUCAGAUGUCAAACAGUGAUAUCAAAGAGAGAUUCACCAACUAUGUGCUGUUGCUGAUAGUUUGCCUAAGAAAUAUGGAACAAUUUUCAUGGAACCCAGAUCAUCUGUGGGUAUUGUUCCCUGAUGUCUGUAUGGUGAUUGCAUCAGAGGUUGCCGUUGACAUUGUGAAACAUGCUUUUAUAACCAAAUUCAAUGACAUCACAGCUGAUGUUUACAGUGAAUACAGAGCCAGCCUUGCCUUCGACUUCGUUAGCAGUCGGCAGAAAAAUGCAUAUACAGAUUACAGUGACUCUGUUUCCAGGAGAAUGGGCUUUAUUCCACUCCCACUGGCUGUUUUACUCAUCAGAGUUGUUACAAGUUCUGUAAAAGUUCAAGGGAUCUUGUCCUACUGCUGUGUAAUUCUUUUCUAUUGUGGUUUAAUAUCGCUCAAAGUACUCAACAGCAUUGUGUUGUUGGGGAAGUCCUGCCACUAUGUCAAAAAAGCAAACAUGGAGGAGAAGUUGUUCAACCCACCUCCUUCUGGCACCCCAGGAAAACCUCUUGGCAAACCACAGAGCAAGUACAAGUCUCCUCAAGGGCUUUCUACAGAGGAAGGCUUCUCCGCAUCAGUGACCAGUCAGCCUGUACAUCCAAAGGAAAAUGUCGCGCCCCAACUGGUGACGAGUCCCUCUGACCAGUUUCUGACAACCCCUGACGGAGAUGAGAAGGACAUAUGCCAGGACAGUGCAGAAUCCAAAUCCAGAUCCACAAAGAAAGAUUUGUUGGAGAUAGACAGGUUUACCAUUUGUGGAAAUCGCAUUGACUAGCGGUCUGUGAGUGGGAGACUGAGCACUUGGAACAGGAAGGGCUGUCAGUGACGGACAGAUGCCAAAUAGGCGCACCAAUAUUUAUUUAAAACUUAAAUUAUUAACAGCAAAUCUAUUUACAGGGUGUAAGUUGGCUUGAAAAAUUGAUCAAGCCUCAGCUUUGUAACCUUGGUAUUUUGAAAAAUGAAGUAAGUUUAAAAAAAAAAAAAAAACACCGACAGCUGGACAGAGCUGCA